AUGUCGGACUUCCAGGUAGGCGUGAACCAAGCGGUGACCGUCAGGAACGUCCCCGCAACCGCUGGGGCGACGACGUCAAACGCGAAACAAGCCGGGAGCGAGACGACGGUCCAAGCAACCGCUGGGGAGAUGAACGCAGACGCGAGCUUAGUCGUGACCGACAUGAUCAAUCACGCGACCGCCGGGUCGAUGAUCGCAGGCGCGAGCGCAGCCGUGAUCGCGAAGACCGUUCACGUAACCGUCUGGAUGCUGAUGAUAGACGCGAUUCGAGGCGCGCAUUCGAUGGUCGAACCGAGUUAUGAGUAUGAGCGUCGUCUCCGCGGCCCUUGGGGUGAUCCGGAUGAGGAAUCGAUAACCGGUCGCGACGACAGCAGAGAACGUGAAUGCAGCCCUUUGACUGAUGACGACGAGCAUGCCGACCGGGAGGACAGCGCGAGGAGUAUCCGACGCGACUUGACUAAGAACUACACCAAAGAGAACGACCCGUACUGGUACCCGGGCAAGGUAUAG
Alternaria arbusti is the source of this 510-nucleotide messenger RNA. RefSeq lists its product as uncharacterized. The transcript is spliced from 2 exons. The coding region runs from base 1 to 510 and encodes 169 amino acids. The record is from RefSeq and is a predicted model, not a curated record. Lineage: Eukaryota; Fungi; Ascomycota; Dothideomycetes; Pleosporales; Pleosporaceae.